Molecule: messenger RNA, 1275 nt
Organism: Aspergillus caelatus
Lineage: Eukaryota; Fungi; Ascomycota; Eurotiomycetes; Eurotiales; Aspergillaceae
Product: alpha/beta hydrolase
Exons: 4
Coding region: 1-1275 (424 amino acids)
Source: RefSeq, a predicted model, not a curated record
AUGUCCACGGAUAUCUUCAAAGUCACGGAACAUACUGCGCCGGCAGGCCAUAUCCGGGAAUAUGCUGGAAGCACUGCUAGAAGUCAGGAAGAGGUCUUGUCAUUGCAUGUCAAGCAAUACACGCCGCUGGAACAAAACCAUAGCAUCCCUUCCGAUGCCAUCACUGUGAUCGCGGCUCAUGCUUGUGGGUACCCCAAGGAACUCUAUGAGCCCCUGUGGGAUGAAAUCUAUCGCCGUUUAAAACAAAAUGGUGUUCAUAUCCGAAGCGUAUGGAUAGCGGAUGCCCCAAACAUGGGCAUGAGUGGUGUCCUGAAUGAAGACAAGAUCAGCCUUGACUAUUCUGCCCGAGAUUUACUUCUGAUGAUCAAUCACUUCCGUGACCAGAUGCCACGGCCUCUUGUUGGAAUCGGUCAUAGUUUUGGUGGGAAUAUCCUUGCCAACCUUGCACUCAUGCACCCGCGCCUAUUUACGACCCUUGUCUUUCUCGAUCCCUCCAUCUUUCCAAGAGCGGUCGGUCGGGGUGUCGGGAUUGACCCACCCGGCGCAGUUAAUUAUGCUCUUUGGCGACCCGACAUUUGGCCAAACAGAAAAGCUGCAGCAUCGGCUCAUGCAAAGGCAUGGCGGCACUGGGACCCUCGCUGCUUCGACUUGAUGGUCAAGUUCGGUUUCCGUGACCUCCCCACCGCACUGUAUCCCACGGUCCCAAAGGGCGCGAAUCGUUCCGAGCCGCCGGUGACUCUCACCACAACCAAGUAUCAGGAAGUUGCAGGCCUAUACCGUUCUAAUUUCUCAGCUCGCACGUCUGGCGGGAACCCUCAGGUUGAUCGCUCUGCUCAUCCGGAUAUGGAUCCUAUCCACGCCGACAGAAUUGUCUAUCGCCCUGAGUCUCGCAACACAUUCUCAAAGAUUCACAGCUUGAGGCCCCCUGUGCUAUGGAUCCUGGGAGAGAAGACAUUUCUUGGCAUUGACAACCUUCGCGACGCCGUCAGGAUGUGCGGUGUCGGGGUCGGGGGGAGUGGUGGCAUCUCCCAUGGUCAGGUCAAGGAAGUUAUCCUACCCGAACGCGGCCAUCUUUUCCCAUUUGAGGAUGUGGAUCAGACAGCCACUUAUUGUGCAGCCUGGCUGGUUCAGGAGAUGGAAAAGUAUAGGGAGUCGGAGCUUGUGUGGAACAAGAAACGAUCGUCAAUGACCCAGCGUGAUCAUCUUGUGUAUGGUGAAGAUUGGUUUGAGGUUAUUCAGAUGCCAAAGGUACUCCAGCGAAAGGCCAAGCUAUAG